UCAACGUGCGUAUGUAGAACGAAAACGAUAAACGUCGUACGGAGAGUGAGCAAAACAAACCAGCUGAGUGACCCAAAACAUAAUUGUGAUAGGUAGAAAGAUUGCCAUCUAUUUCUCCGAUUUACUAAAGUUUUACUAUUCAAAAUGACAUCAAUGAUCAACAUAACUCAGCUUCUUCAGGCUGCAGAGUUUUUAGAGAGACGCGAAAAGGAACAUGGAUAUGCUUCCACUUUACCUCAUAAUCAUCAUGAAAAUAUUAAAAGAAAAAUGAAGUCUAAGCGAAAUCAUAAUAGCAGCCGUUCAACUCAUAAUGAAUUGGAGAAGAACAGGCGAGCACAUUUGCGAACAUGUCUUGAAAAACUGAAAGAAAUUGUUCCACUGCAAUCAGAAUCAUCAAGACACACUACUUUAGGUCUUCUAACUAAUGCCAAGGCAUUUAUUCACGAUUUAGAAGAAGAGGACAAAUAUCUUAUCUCAGCAAAAGAGCAGCUAAAGCAGAAACAGAACCAUUUGAUGAAGAGAAUUGGUAAAUUUAAUGACAGUGAAUCACUUAUAAGAAAACCGAGGCAGGAUAGUACUGGCAGUUGUGGAUCCUCUUCUAGUGACUCUGAAAAAGAUGACAUUGAUGUGAUUGGAUACAACAGUGACAGUGAUGACCAAAUGAGCGGAUCAGAUGGAGGAUUAUCUGUUAAUACAUCAACAGAGUUGAGACUGGUACAGCAUUUGUCAUGAUGCCCGCUACUAUAUAUUUAGCAAGAAAUAUUUUUUAAUACAAAUAUCAAAUCAGUUGGUGAGCAACCAUUAUACAAAAAAGGACUGUGAAAUAACAAUGGUCAUCCAUCAGUAUUAUUGAACAAUCAAUUUGCAUAGCUUCCUUUUUUGUUACUUAGUGCCUUUAAUUCCCUUGAAUAAAUUCUAGAUGAUGCAGUUUGUCUAAAUCAUAUGUUAAAAUAUGAAAAAGCACCAAGAAGUAUACUUAAAAAAAUAUACAAUCCUACUCAUAUUAUGAGAUUUGCCAUUCCAAAACCAGCAAAACUGUCGCUAAUUGUUAAACUGAGUAAUUGGCAUAAGAAUGUGGCUGUAUUGUAUACUUUUGUACAAUACAUAUAUUUGAGUGAAAAACGCCAACCAUAUUCCGUAUAAUUCACUGGUUAAUUCACUGGUUGGUUCAGCGGGUGGUCGAAAGUUCGAGGACUGUGGACAAAACAUUUGAAAAAACAAUUAAGGUUUAUUUAUUAUUACCCCGGCUCCAUGGUCAUCUCAUACAAGAUAUUUUACCCAGCAAUUUGAUGAUCAAAAUUGUGGCGGAUAAUUGUCCAAACGGUUUAUGUACCAAUGAAUUAACUAAUAAAUUGCAUAGAUAUUUUUUUAGCUUGAACAGGCCCACAGAAGCAUAAUACUUUUACUCUUAACUUUGGAAAUGCUGUAGUAAGUGAAUUCCAGUCAAAGACCCAUCAUUUUAAAGCUUACAGUGUGAAGAUUAUGAAAAGGUCAAUUUUCAUUUUUUUGGUCACGAAUGCUGGUUUUGAGAUGGCAAGCCUCAUAUAUUUUAUGUUUUUAUGUUGUUUGAGUAUUUGUGCAUAUAUAUAUAUAUAUAUAUAUAUAUAUAUAUAUAUAUAUAUAAUCAAUUUGGUAAAUGAUAGAAAAAAAUUGCUCAAAUUUAGGAAAUGAUGUAAUAACAUAUCGGGCAUAUGAUAUGAUCAUCAGUUGCAUAGUGGAGAAGAAAAAAAUAUUUAUCAGUUUUCAGGUGUGGGGGUCGUCAAGCGUUACAUGUCCAGUAAGGUCAUUUGGUUACUAUUAUUUGCAUCCCCUACCUGCUACACAUUAGGGGCGGAUCCAGAGUUUACACAAGUACAGUACAACUGCAUUCUCUCUGUGCGUUAAUAUUUUCUAAGGUCUACGUUGGCCUAGUAAUACUAUUAUUAUUUUUAUUCUUUAUUGACCACAAAGUCCAACAUAAGAACUCGAUAACAUAAAUAAAUACAUUUUUUAUUUUUUUUUACAUUUGGGAAAU
Messenger RNA from Anneissia japonica, 2014 nucleotides. Its product is annotated as max dimerization protein 1-like. The record is from RefSeq and is a predicted model, not a curated record. Gene Ontology annotation, molecular function: RNA polymerase II cis-regulatory region sequence-specific DNA binding; DNA-binding transcription factor activity, RNA polymerase II-specific; protein dimerization activity. The coding region runs from base 145 to 732 and encodes 195 amino acids. The transcript has 6 exons. Gene Ontology annotation, biological process: regulation of transcription by RNA polymerase II. Lineage: Eukaryota; Metazoa; Echinodermata; Crinoidea; Comatulida; Comatulidae.